This is a messenger RNA of Brugia malayi, 213 nucleotides long. Its product is annotated as thioredoxin, putative. Bases 1 to 213 code for a protein of 70 amino acids. Lineage: Eukaryota; Metazoa; Nematoda; Chromadorea; Rhabditida; Onchocercidae. The transcript has 2 exons. The record is from RefSeq and is a predicted model, not a curated record. Gene Ontology annotation, biological process: photoreceptor cell maintenance; sensory perception.
AUGGCUGAUUUACUUGCUAAUAUCAAUUUGAAGAAAGCUGAUGGUACAGUAAAGAAAGGAAGUGAUGCACUGGCUAACAAAAAAGUUGUGGCAUUAUAUUUCUCAGCACAUUGGUGCCCACAGUGCCGACAAUUUACACCGAUCCUAAAAGUGAUUUCUAAACUUCCGAUUUUCAAAAUUGCUACAAAAUUGAUAGCACUUCAGGGAUCGUAA